Messenger RNA from Lutra lutra (Eurasian river otter), 4529 nucleotides. It is a transcript of the gene SERINC3, whose product is annotated as serine incorporator 3. Gene Ontology annotation, cellular component: membrane. NCBI's taxonomy places the organism in Eukaryota, Metazoa, Chordata, Mammalia, Carnivora, Mustelidae. The transcript has 11 exons. Bases 119 to 1540 code for a protein of 473 amino acids. The record is from RefSeq and is a predicted model, not a curated record.
CGCCACCCGCGCGUUUCCGGCCUGAGAAAAACGUCGCGUUUCGGAGGAGACGCCUCGUCUGGCAGUUACCACCGCGUUAGAAGCCUCCCGACCGGCCGCCUGCAUCACCAGCGUCACCAUGGGGGCUGUGCUGGGCGUCUUCUCCCUCGCCAGCUGGGUUCCCUGCCUUUGCAGCGGUGCAUCAUGUCUGCUGUGUAGCUGCUGCCCCAAUAGUAAGAAUUCCACAGUGACGCGCCUCAUCUAUGCUUUCAUUCUCUUCCUGGGCGCUGCUGUAUCCUGUAUCAUGCUGACAGAAGGGAUGGAAUCACAGCUGAAGAAGAUACCUGGAUUCUGUGAAGGGGGAUUUAAAAUCAAUGUGGCUGAUAGAAAAGUGGAUAAAGAUUGUGAUGUUCUGGUUGGUUAUAAAGCUGUGUAUCGGAUCAAUUUUGCCUUGGCCAUCUUUUUCUUUGUCUUCUCUCUGCUCAUGUUAAAAGUAAAAACAAGUAAAGAUCCCAGAGCAGCUGUACACAAUGGGUUUUGGUUCUUCAAAAUUGCUGCCAUUGUUGGUAUCAUGGUUGGCUCUUUCUACAUCCCUGGGGGCCAUUUCACCACAGCUUGGUUCAUCGUGGGCAUGGCCGGGGCCUUUUUGUUCAUCCUCAUCCAGCUAGUUCUGCUGGUCGACUUCGCUCACUCUUGCAAUGAGUCAUGGGUAAAUCGAAUGGAAGAAGGAAAUCCAAGGUGCUGGUAUGCUGCUUUGCUGUCUGUCACCAGCAUCUGCUACAUUCUGUCCGUCGUCUUUGCCGGCUUACUCUACACUUACUACACCAGACCGGAUGGCUGCGCAGAGAACAAGUUCUUCAUCAGUAUUAAUUUGAUCCUUUGCUUUGUGGUUUCUAUUAUAUCGAUCCAUCCAAAAAUUCAGGAACACAGGCCUCAGUCUGGUCUCCUGCAGUCCUCUGUCAUCACCCUCUACACCAUGUACCUUACCUGGUCAGCCAUGACCAAUGAACCCGAUCGUUCCUGCAACCCUGGCCUGUGGAGCAUCGUCACGCGCAUGACUGCGCCAACCUUGGCUCCUGGGAAUUCAACUGCUGUGGUCCCUACCCCUGCUCCACCCGCAAAGAGUGGGCAUUUUGUAGAUGCAGAGACGUUCAUUGGGCUGACAGGCUUUGUUCUCUGCCUUUUGUAUUCUAGCAUCCGUACUUCCAACAACAGCCAAGUAAGCAAGCUGACUUUGUCAGGAAGUGACAGCGUGAUCCUCCGUGAUACAGCUGUCAGUGGCGGCAGCGAUGAAGAAGACGGACAGCCUCGGCGGGUUGUGGACAACGAGAAGGAAGGAGUGCAGUACAGCUACUUCUUAUUCCACUUCAUGCUCUGCCUGGCUUCCUUGUACAUCAUGAUGACCCUGACCAGCUGGUACAGCCCUGAUGCCGAGUUCCAGAGCAUGACCAGCAAGUGGCCAGCUGUGUGGGUCAAGAUCAGCUCCAGCUGGGUCUGCCUCCUCCUCUAUGUCUGGACCCUUGUGGCUCCACUCGUCCUCACCAAUCGUGACUUCAGCUGAACCUCUGAGAAUUCAUAAAGAUAAGUCAUCUGGUGUUUCAUCACCAGGAAUGGGCCUGUCUGUCCCUCAGGAUUGCAGAUUGACAGCCUGGCUUUGAGGUUAGUGAUACGGUCUAGGAAUUCAUCAGAGGCAACAGCAGUGGCUGCUACGUUUACCUGGUUGGAGCCAGCUGGGAGAAGGCUUGUAGGCCCAUGUGGCCCCUGCCAGAUGUUUACUCUCUAGACUGGUCUUGUAAAGUACUUGGUUGGGAAAUAAAAGCUUCUCUUAUCCAUCAAGGAUCCUGCCAAAGAAUGGCCGUGGACCUGUUUAUCGCUGCUAUUGAUGUUCUGGACAAAGCUGUACACCAGCACGUGUUUUUGUCCAUUACAAGUCCUUUUCCUUUUUAUGCAUCCAAGUGAGAGUGUUGUUACGUGAGUCAUGGUUCAAGCUCUACAAAUUGAUGAUGGGCACCAGGCUUAUCAAUGAGAGCUGCUGCUCCUUUCUUUUAUCCUUUCUUGUUGUUCUGUCCAUCCGGUUACCUAGGAGCCCAAAUCAGGCAGCCUUCCCAGUGGCGUCCUAAUCACUGCUGAGUGACCUGAGCUGCACGCGACCUCCUCAGGUGAAGAAUAGCAACAUGAGACAGUGCGUGUGCCCAGCUGUGCCUAGACGCUGUCCACGCCCCAGAAGGUGGGGCAGCUUCUCCCCCUUUGACAGAUCAGACUAAAGCUUAGAGGAGUCAGGAACUUGCCUGUAGUUACUUAGUAAGAGGCAAAACAGAGAAAUAAACCAGGCCUUGAGAGUUCCUUUUUCAGUUAGACUCCAUUGUCUCUUGGCAUAAGGUUAUAGGCACGAGCUGUCAGACUACCCCUCAGCAACGAGGGAGGAUAAGCAAUCCCCCUGAAGGCAGUAACGACUAGGUCACUUUAUCUAAUGGCUGGCACCUUAUUAGGUAAGAGGUGGAAUAUUUGGUUAAAACGGUGUGUUUCCAGAAAAGUGGCAACCGUAAAGGAUUUUCUUCCUCACCAUCUUCGAAUGCAGUGGCAGGACACAUGUGCUGCAUCAGGUACAGGCGUGCUGGCCCAGUGCCGUGUGAGGAGAGGGCAUUGAGGAAAACAGGUGUUUCAGAAAACAGACCAGAGAGCGUGGACUCAUAACAUGGGAAAUACCUCCCACGGCUUGUAAACAAAAGCAUUUGCUGAUCCUUGUGACUCUGCUGCGCUGGUCGGAGCCAGUAGUCCGUUUUCCCAGAUGUGGAAAUGGACUGAGUUUAGGGCUGCAGCUUCCUCGGGAAGGCUGAGCUGAAGAGCUGGAGUGUCGCAGUGUAAGGACUUACCUGCCACAUCGUCAGAGGUCAGCGGUAAGUGUAUGGACGUCCUGCAUGAGACCUUCUCAGCUGACCCACCACCAACACGCCAGACCCACCAUGGCGCCUAGCUUGUGCCUCCUAUGGGAAGACCACACGCUCCUGUACAGAAACCAGCAGGGAGCAGGUAGAGGAACAGCUAAGCAUGUGUGGGACCGGAGCGGAUCAAGCCAGACCCAGUCAUCCCCCCGGGAGUCUGGUUUCCUUGUAAGUGUUUCCAGAAUAAAAUGUUCUCAGAGGUUAAGAACCUCUGCUUUAUAUUUUAUACGAAGCUAGGAAACGAUCUAAUUUUUAGACUGUUGCCCUAUAAAAAAAAAAAAAAUUCUUCCCUUCUUUCUUUCUGUGGUCUGUUGGAGGGUGAAUGACAGUUAAAGGCAAACAGCCUGGCUCUAACCAUCAGGAGAAGUCGGGCUAGAGUCUGACUGACCACUUGGCUUUGGAGCCCAGCUCUGCACGUGACCUUGGGCGAGCUGCUGAGCUUCUCCAGAUCUCAUUUCCCCUGCAGGGGGUAGUAAUGCCAUUUAAGAUGAAACGAGGUUCUCUACAUGAAGCACCUAACAUAACGGACGCCUAGCCCUUAAACGCCCCUGGGAGUUGUUCACUGUGAAGGCUUCUAGACCAGUCUAGAAGGGACAGCUGGGCCUUAAGAACUGAAAAAUGUGCCUGUCAUCUCUACCACUGUGUAGAGCUGUCAGACUACCCCUUUGCUGUUGCUGUUCUUUGUAUACGCUGGCAUCUUCUAAUGGUGUGUGGUCCUCAGAGGCGGCCAGCCCAGGCGACAGGUGCACGGUGUUGCCGCAGGGCCUCUCCCUGCCUGACCUGGAGUGACGCUCUACCCGGGCCUUCAUGUACCGUGAAUAAUAAAACUUCAGAACCUUGAUCCAAACUGUCAUUGUCACAAAAGGACUCCACACAUAACCUUACAGGGAUUUUUAUUAAGACCCAGUCAUGCAUACUAAAAUUACAUGUUUUCACCACUUUGACUUAGAAAAUGCACUAGAAAAAUAAACUUUUGGUCAAACACUGAAGUUAGAUGAAUCCACCACCACGUGUCUGUAUACUCAGAGCUAAACUGAGUUUCAGUCUGAAGCGAGGAAUGUGACCAGUGGCUGAAAUGGUGCCCCAGUCUGCUGAGAAAGUGAGCUCGACUCCCGCCCCACCCCCUGCCCCGUCAGAGUGGGAUCAGAGGCUCCUGGCCCCCAGUGGCUUCAGGCAUUUCCUCCCCGUACCAGGUUACCACGUGAUGUGCCAAGAGAUGGAGGCACAGCCACAAUCCCCGACAGCGGCUGACCUGCCCAACUAAGUGAGCCGCCCAGCGAGGCCUCAGGAGAAGUCGAGAAAUGGCAAACAGUUCAUCAACAGCAUCUCCUUCCGUGAGUCUCACGGGGCCUCCCUGUGGCACAAGCUGUUAAGGAAUCUCUGACUGACGAUUCCUGUCACUUGGCAUUUCGAGCAAACCAAUUCUGAGUCGGGAAAGCAGAAAGGAAUUUACUUUAGAUUUACAAAGUUAAUAGGCCCCAAUACUGACAGACAUCACCGGAUGGACUACCCUCCCGAACAGUUGAGAUGCUUCUGUUUGGUGUCUCCACAGAGCCCCAGAACAGCCACACUUGCACCGUGACCUCUGCUAACACUUCACUGCCUCGA